This is a messenger RNA of Acanthocheilonema viteae, 1251 nucleotides long. The record is from the annotation of a GenBank genome assembly. NCBI's taxonomy places the organism in Eukaryota, Metazoa, Nematoda, Chromadorea, Rhabditida, Onchocercidae.
AUGUCAAUCUGUAAUUGGAAUGAAAACGGCGAAGAAUUACGACUUAUUGGUUCGGAUGAUAUAAAUGAGAAUUAUUGCCAUCGUCGUGCAGUGAGUAGUGGUGAACCAUCGUUAGAUGGAUCUGUUGACGAAGAACGUGCUGCUUUGAGUGAUUCUGAUCUUGCUGGUGCUGCAAGAAUACAGACUUUGGCAACAAAAGCAAAAGGCCCAUCCAGUGAUGCUCUUGAAAUAGAAUGUCGCACAGAGCAGUUCCUCUCUGUUCCCAAUAAUGUUCCGUGCUCUACAUCUGCAGAGGAGUGGAAUGAUAUUUUGGGUAGUGGACAAUUAUUUUGUAAGAUAUUGAAAGUUGGAAGAGGACCAAAAGCCCGAAAUGGUCAAAAGGUGACAGUUAGAGUUGUAGAUACGAAAUUUGGAAUAGACAACAUCAGCGAGAAAACAUUUAUUCUCGGUUUCAGUAUGGUUAUCGAUGCAUGGGAAAUGGUAUUGCAACUGAUGCAUGAAGGCGAAAUUGACGCCAUAAAAAGUGAGCAUCGUUUUGCCUAUGGUAGCGUAGGCGAUCCAGAACGUAAUAUUCCACCGUACCAAACGAUGGAAUAUGAAAUUGAAUUGAUCUGCAUUACCGAUGGACCACUAUAUACAACGCUGCAGACGAAUGAACUAGUGAAACAUAUCACGGAAUUAAAGGAAAGGGGCAAUUAUUUCUAUAAUAGAAAGGAAUUGGAAAAAGCAAUAUACAUUUAUAAGAGGAGUACCGAAUUGAUUGAUACUCCCGCAGAAGAUGAAACAUUGCGAAAUUUGCUCUCUGUGAUUUACUCCAAUUUGUCUGUUUGCUAUGCAAAGCUCUGCGACUGGAAGUUAACUUUGGAUGCUUCUAAUAAUGCUUUGAAUUUGAAUGCCAGCAAUACGAAAGCAUUAUUCAGGCGAGCAAAUGCCUAUGCAAGUUUGAAUUUCAUCGAAGAAGCAAUUGACACUUUGAAUAUCGCACAUCAAAUUGAUCCCAACGACGAACUUAUUGUUAGAGAACUGCGCCGUCUAAAAGCGCGUCUGAAGUUAUGCCGUGAACAAGAACGUUCGUUGUAUAAACGAAUGUUAGCUGGAACGCAGGGUGAUAAUGAACGGACGUAUUCCAUUCGUCGACUAAGGUGUUAUUCAUUGCUUGCAUUCUUUAUUGUUGUGUUUGCCUUAUUCAUUCAUUUCCUUCGUAUUGUUAUGGGGGGAUCGCUAAUAACUUCCGAAACGAAAUUAGAAUAA